This is a messenger RNA of Anastrepha ludens (Mexican fruit fly), 2280 nucleotides long. Its product is annotated as MICOS complex subunit Mic60. Gene Ontology annotation, biological process: cristae formation. The transcript has 11 exons. The record is from RefSeq and is a predicted model, not a curated record. Gene Ontology annotation, cellular component: MICOS complex. NCBI's taxonomy places the organism in Eukaryota, Metazoa, Arthropoda, Insecta, Diptera, Tephritidae. The coding region runs from base 160 to 2244 and encodes 694 amino acids.
AUCUGUCAUUUAUUCUCUAUGCAAAAUAGUGAUUCUGUUUGGAGCACUACAGAAAAAAGUUUUCGGUUUUGUCUUGAUAGCAGGAGGACGUUGAGCGCCGGUUCGUAAGCGAAUUGGAAUUGUACCCACGAUAUUACGUGUUCCAAAAUUUAAACAAAAAUGUAUCGUUUAGCAUUGAAAAGGUCAUGCAGAGAUACCAUACAGAUCACAUUGAGCCAAUACAGCCGCAAAAAUUAUAGCAGGGGUAUACCACCAAAUGUACGAGAAGCCGGAUUCGGCAAGAUCCUGUUGUUUCUAUCGCCUGUCGCAGCUGUUGGCGGAGUAAUUGGUUAUGCGAAAUACGACCCGAAAUUUCGAAAACAAGUCGAACAAAAUGUUCCUGGUGCAGAUUAUGUCCUCAAAGUUGCUUUAGAUUCCAAAGACCCCAUUGCAGACAUCAACAAGCAGUUUGAUGGGGUAAGAAAGCAAUACGAUAACGUCUCAAAAACGGUUGAGAGUGCCACUUCUACUGUAACUGGUUGGUUCAGCGCUUCAGAAAAGCCAGAUCUAAAGCAGGAGGAAGUUGCUCAACCGAAAACACCGGCGAAAUCUGUUGCUGCCAAGGAAGCGACUUCUGCUGCAAAGCCUGUUACUGCCAAACCCAGUGAGCCUGUGAAAAUAGAAAAACAGCCACAACCUUUGCCAAGAGAUGUGACAGAUUUGGAAAGUGCCGUUGAGGUUGCUGCUGCACUAGCUGUUAAGGAGUAUAACAAAGCAAUUGGCAUUCUGAAGAGCUUUAACAAUGAUGUACGUAAAGUAGUGGAUGAUGCCAUUGAAAAUGUUGACACCACAAUGUGGACUUCCUUGAGAAAUAAGACCAGUGCUCGUGAUACCUCCGUUGCCACAGCUGAAAAAUCAGCACGUGAAGCUAUUGAUAAAAUUGAAAAAUGUGAGAUUGCUCUGAGUAAAGCUGCUACUUCGGACAAUCAUGAUCAGAUAGUGACCAUUCGCAAAAAAAUAAAAUCCUUGAUGGAACACAUCAACCAUGUCAAAAACGAACUAUAUGAACAUAAGGAUCUUGCCACUGUGUCCGAAAAGUACUGGAGAAAUGUUGAGAAAGCUCGUAAUUAUUUCAUUGAAGAAAUUGAAUCUAUCUUCCCCGGUCUAAAUUUGUCCGACCAGAAACUUAAUCUUUCAAAGGAAGAUUUGGAUUUAUUCAUCAUGCACGCUUACUCACAUGUUUUAGCAUACCAGAAAGAACUCCAGCGAUUGCAAACAGAUGGUGAAUUGAGACUAAAGCGUGCAAUUGACGCGUUCCGUGCGGAUAACGAUUCGGAAGCAGUUAAAGCCCAACUGGAUUAUCAUUUGGAAGCAGAGAAGCGCAAGUUGGCGCUUGAGAAUCAGAAAAAAAUAUUCCAAAUUCGCGCUGAUUCCGAAAAGCAGUUGCGGCAGCAAUUAAAGAAACAGGCAGAAGCGCAUGUUGAUCACUUGAAUGAUGCAUUAGCUAUGAAGGAAAGUGAAAUGAAACGUAGCUUCACUCGUGAACUGGAAGACAAAUUGGCAACGGAGAAAGCUAAUUAUAAACUACAAUUGGCAGCGAUGGUUGGUAAAAUGCGUGGCAUGGAUGCUGCAUUGCAAGCGCGCGCCGAGUCCGAACGCUCGGCUCACCAAGCUCAAGCUCUUUGGGCUGCGUGUCAGGCCUUAUGGGCCACAGUUAGCACUGGCGAACCAGGUGUACAUUGGCGAAAUAAGCUGCGCCCUCUAAAGAGCGAAAUUAAGGCUAUCUCUAAAGUUAGUGAGGGCGACGAGCUUGUUUCUGUUGUGCUUCAGAACUUGCCAUCUGCCGCUAGUGAACGUGGCGUGUUCACUGAGGAUGCUUUGCGCGAACGCUUCAUUAAUGUAGAACGCGUCGCACGAAAACUGGCGCUCGUUCCCGAAGGUGGUGCUAGUCUCCCAAUUUAUUUCCUUUCCUACUUACAGUCCCUGUUUAUACUCAAACCUGAUGAUCCCAUUUCACAGGAUGAAUUACAAAAUAAACCAUUUGAUUACAGUAAAUUGGACACCUACGAUAUUUUGAACAGGGCAAGGUACUUCGUUGAUCGCGGGGAUUUGCUGCAAGCUUUAAAGUACAUGAACUUACUGCAAGGUGGAGCACGUCGUGUUGCAUGCGAUUGGUUGAAUGAGACGCGCCUGACGCUAGAAACCAAACAAGCUGCCAAUACGCUAAUGGCCCACGCUGCUGCUAGCGGCCUCUUAUAUUUGUAAAUUACAAUAAACGAAAAACUUAAAUUAUAAAAAACA